AAAGUUGACCUCUCUGGAAUGCGACAGUUUUAGAAUUAAAGCACGAAUUUCGAAUAGCAUUAAUUGAUGUUCCAUCCCAACGAUUACAGAAGGAUCGGUUAUUUGUGUUUGUUUCAAUUCAACAUCAUCCUUCUCACGUUCUUGUUUGUUCGGGAAUUUCCCUGCAGAAAUUCGUCUAAAUUCAUCUGCGUUGUGCUCAGGAUCAUUCUCUUGGGCGCCAUGAAUAUCUUUUCUAAGAAACCCAACGCCAAAGAAGCUCUUCGGGAGAGUAAAAGGGAAAUGACGCGCUCUACGAGAGGUAUAGAGAAGGAAAUCGGAGCAUUGCAAUUAGAAGAAAAGAAGCUUGUCGCAGAGAUAAAGAGAACUGCCAAAACAGGAAAUGAGGCAGCAACAAAGAUCCUUGCUCGCCAGCUAGUUAGACUUAGACAGCAAAUUGCAAACUUGCAAGGAAGUCGAGCUCAAAUGAGAGGCAUAGCAACUCAUACACAGGCAAUGCAUGCUCAAACCUCCGUUGCUGCUGGCUUGAAGAGUGCCGGUAAAGCAAUGUCGGUUAUGAAUAAGCAAAUGGAUCCCGCGAAGCAAGCAAAGGUCAUUAGAGAAUUUCAGAAGCAGUCCGCACAGAUGGAUAUGACCACGGAGAUGAUUUCAGAUGCCAUAGACGAUGCCCUGGAUGAUGAUUUAGCUGAAGAAGAAACUGAAGAUCUAACGAAUCAGGUGCUCGAUGAAAUCGGCGUUGACGUUGCCUCACAGCUUUCAUCAGCUCCGAAAGGAAGAAUUGCGCCGAGGAAUACCGAGGGUGUCAGCAGUUCGGGUGUUGACGAGCUCGAAAAGCGAUUGGCUGCUCUUCGAAAUCCCUGAGUAUUAUGAUAAGUUCCCUUGAUUUUCUAUUGAGAUAUACAUGAUUUCGACUAGGAUCAUCUACUGUACAUGGAAACUCUCUCUCCUUCUCAUCUUCACAAUUGAGCACAAAUGUUUAUUACCUUUUUGAGAUGAUGAAAUCUUAUCAAACCAUUUGCUUGAAGCCUUCAGGAUUUAAGUUGAAGGAAAUGGAGACUAUAUCCUUAUAUGAAAUGCCU
Molecule: messenger RNA, 1076 nt
Organism: Cucurbita moschata (crookneck pumpkin)
Lineage: Eukaryota; Viridiplantae; Streptophyta; Magnoliopsida; Cucurbitales; Cucurbitaceae
Product: vacuolar protein sorting-associated protein 2 homolog 3-like
Exons: 11
Coding region: 67-858 (263 amino acids)
Biological process (GO): protein transport; late endosome to vacuole transport; endosome transport via multivesicular body sorting pathway
Cellular component (GO): multivesicular body; ESCRT III complex
Source: RefSeq, a predicted model, not a curated record